AGCGCACAGUCACUCUACUCGGAGUGACUGUGGUUAGCGUGUGUGUGGGGGGGGAAACAGAGGUGUUAAUCCGAAAAUUUGUUGUUUUUUCCUGUUUGUAAUUGGUGCUGGCAGCGUUUGGUGAUCGUGGUGUAGCUCCGUCUGUGAGAAUUCUGUUCCGCAGUUUAUAAUACAUUACAAGUUCGGAAGUUACCGCCCCAGGGAAACCCAUGAAACGACCUUUCAUCUCUGACCCUUGACCCGAGGCCGCUCGACAAUAAGUACAACCCUGAAUGAAGUACACCAAAGUGUCUGUUAUCAAAUGUAAUGGAAAGAGUCUUCUCUAAAACCCUAGUAAUUGGAAUAAGUGGUGUAAGCAAUGGCGGCAAGACUACACUAGCAACUCGACUAGCAAAGCAGAUACCAAAUGCAUAUCAUUUAAAUCAGGAUACAUUUUUUAAGCUUGAAAAAGAUAUAUUGAUAGACAAGAAGACGGGACAUCAAAGAUAUGAUGAUCUAUCAGCAUUUCACUUGGAUGAAAUGACGAAUGCAAUAAAACAGUGGCUUGAUAAUCCAUCAAAGUUUGUAAAGAAAGAAAACCCAUCAUUGCCUUAUGUUCUUAUUUUUGAAGGUAUACUUAUAUUUAAUUAUAGACCACUCCUUACAUUGUUAUCAUUUGAUUUAAAGUACUUUUUGACGUUGCCGUUUGAAGAAGCAAAACGAAGAAGGUCUAUGAGAAUAUAUGAACCAAAGGAUCCUGAUGGGAUGUUUGACAACUAUGUCUGGCCAAUGUAUCUGAAAAAUAAACUAGAAAUAGAAGAGGAUAUAAAAUUACAAGAAUUAGAAAGGCUUGUUCUCUCCAGGGAACUACCAUAUCCUCAGAACUUUGAUGAGCUUAGGUGA
Saccoglossus kowalevskii is the source of this 882-nucleotide messenger RNA. RefSeq names its product nicotinamide riboside kinase 1-like. NCBI's taxonomy places the organism in Eukaryota, Metazoa, Hemichordata, Enteropneusta, Harrimaniidae. The record is from RefSeq and is a predicted model, not a curated record.